Benincasa hispida (wax gourd) is the source of this 1059-nucleotide messenger RNA. Its product is annotated as F-box/kelch-repeat protein At1g16250-like. The record is from RefSeq and is a predicted model, not a curated record. NCBI's taxonomy places the organism in Eukaryota, Viridiplantae, Streptophyta, Magnoliopsida, Cucurbitales, Cucurbitaceae. Gene Ontology annotation, molecular function: protein binding.
AUGGGUUCGGUUUCAACUGCUUCGGCGUCGCCGUCUCGGCCACCGACGGGAAACCCACCAGCCAAUUUCAAGAUCUGUGUAUCCUAUUGCGGCAAAGAUGCUUCACAGGGUGUUAACAUGUCUAAUUGGAUUGAUUGUUACGACCCACAAGACAACUCAUGGAAUAGAGUUACUACAAUACCUGGACUUUUGGAAAAUCACGCUCUCAAAGGGUUUUCGAUGGUUUCAAUCGGAGAAUUCAUAUACGUCAUCGGCGGUCGCCUCUGCGAGUACAUGGCGUCAGCUGACAACCAAAUAACGAGAAGCGAACUAGAAGUUCGGCGACAGGUUUUGCGAUACAACAUGCGUGAGAAUAAUUGGUACAAAUGUGCAUCGCUCGUUGUCCCUCGGUUCGACUUUGCUUGCGGUGUGAUCGAUGGCAAGAUUUAUGUCGCUGGCGGGAAAUGCAAGUUAUGCACUGCCACUGGAAUGGCGUCUGCAGAAGUCUACGAUCCAGCGUUAGACGAGUGGAAAUCUCUGCCGGAGAUGAGCACCUCUCGACACAAGUGCGUCGGAGUCAUAUGGCAGGGAAAAUUUCAUGUCGUCGGUGGAUUUGCUGGAAACAAUGACUACAUUGGGAAUAUGGAGAGGAGUUCAGCUGAAGUGUACGAUUGUGAAAGAUCGUGUUGGAAUCUGAUCAUCGGAAUGUGGCAACUUGACAUUCCGCCGUAUCAGAUUGUUGCUGUCGAUGAUAAACUGUUUAGUUCUGGCGACUGUCUAAAUUCAUGGAAAGGGCAGAUCGAAGCAUAUGAUUGGAAUCAGAAUAUUUGGAGUGAGGUCGAUGGGUCUCGAUUUGAAGCUCUGUCGGCGACGAAAUUUGUCACGAUGGCACCUGCUGGAGCUGACUUGUACUUUCUUGCUGGGCGUAGGAUGCCAGAUCAACCGUCUAAGAUGACUUUGGUUGUCCACGUAUUUGACACGUCGGCUAAUGGUGACGCGUGGAGGAGCAUGGAGCCUAUGGAAGAGGAGGGCGAAAAGGAGCUCUGCAGCCAUUGCUGCGUGGUAAUUCUAGGAGAAUAA